CCUGCGAUGCUGUCAUCAUAACAGUUUCCUGCGUUUUGGCAUCCCAGCAAUAACGCAGAUAAACCCAAGCAGGCCAUAGAGCGUACAAGCGAGAGCGAGAGCGCACCCGAGAGCGAGUGAGAGCGCAAGCAUCUUGCGACGUCAAUGCUGAGGCUGUCUAGGUGGCUAGAGAUAUCGCAGUCGUCGGCACUGGCAGUUAGUACUUAACGCUGCUCGCGAACAGUUCGCUGGGCGCUCAUCUCAUCUCAGUUCGCGCUACGUCUCGUCUCGUCGUUUGUGUUUUUUGUUUUGUUCUUUGUCGCGCGUCGAGGAAUCUCGAGCACAAGAAUCGAGCGAAAUUAAUGCAGCAACAUUGUUGAGAAUAUUUGGUGUGCGCUGCUUUGAAAGUGUGUUUGGAGCGCAAAGGAAGUGGCUGCACAGUGGAGCAAAACUUGUGUAAAUUUAAAAUUGUAAUGGUUCACUGGCGCGUGCGUGGCAAGAGCGGCUGCGAGGCGCGAUACGAGUAUACGCAGAGCCAGCACGGAUAAAAAGGAUAGGGAUAGCAGCAGCUGCAGUCAAACUAAAUAUUACGCAUACGCACACGCCAAAAGUGCAUUCAACUUUCCGCUUAAGCAUUGCUUCCAACAAUUUCGAUCUCAAAUAAAAACCCAAAACAAUACGCAAAACAAACGAAGCAAAGAGCCAAACGCGUGUGCAAAAAAAAAAAAUACAAAAAUAAUAGAAUAAUUUCUUUUUGUUGCUGUGAGUGUUUGUGCUGCUAACAUAUACAUACAUACAUACAUAUAUAUUAUAUGUAUGUAAACAAAAUUUAUUUGCAACGCAACUAAACAAAGAGAGGCAGAGAGCCAGAGCAGAAGCCAAAAAAUCAACAUGGUGCUGCAGAAUCACAAUACAGUGGUGGCACGCUCAACGUUAACGCCGAACAGCAGCAGCCAGAACUUCAGUUCACAUGCUGCGCCCGCCUUGGGCUUGAGCCGCGGCGGCGCUUUGGGCAACGGCUCUAGCAAUCGACAGCGUCCUAUAUUGGAUUUGCUGGUGGCCAUGGUGGCGGUGCCUGUGCUCAUCCUUUGCGCACUGCAGCUGGAAAAGAAUCUGCAUGUAAUGCAUGAGCCAGACUCGCGUUGGCUGGUGUUUGCCCUGGGCAUUGGCAUGCUGGUGAUCAGCAUCAUCAUCUGUGGCUAUGUCACACAUCGCAUGGGCGUUUGCAUAUGGGCGGGGCCCAUUGAUGAGGCUGGCAAUCGAGCUGGCAACGGAGCACUGCCACACAUAAAUUCCCAAAACGAUGUGCUGCGCAUUGUGGACUCGUUGCCUCCAAGCUAUGAUAGCGUAGUCAAGUGUGAUUUACCGCCGCCAGCUUACGAUUGCAUUGUUAUCGAUAUGGAGCAGGGCAAAGUUAUACAAUCAGCCAGCAACUCCAAGCAGCUGAGCUCCUCAGCCGUUGAAGGCGACGCUGCUGCUGCUGCUGCUUUGUCUGGCGUUACCUUACACAUUUAAGAGGAGAUCCUGACGCGCAGGAGAGGAGAGAGAAUCAAAGAGAUUUUACGCUUGUGGCAUUAGCAUUUUGUUUUGCUUGCAACGCAAAAUCUGCAGUUGACACCCCUUAACUAACGUUUGGCGCCAUUCACCGGACACUAAACAACUAAAAGGCGUUGUAUUUAAUACUAACAUUAAGAGCUUAGAGUAUUUUUAAACCGUUUUUUUUUGUUUUUUUUUUUUUUUGGAACUACUUUAAUAACAAUCAUAAAGAAAUAUAGCUUUUUUUUCUAGUCCAAAGUUGUACAUAAAGAAAGCCAACAUUUAAAGCAGCUAAAGUUAUAUUUGCUUAAUAUUGUUUUCUGUUUUGUUUCUGUUUUAAAUCGAUUAAGUGUGGGUUUCAAAUCAGGUAAUGCCUAGCAAACACAUAUUAGCUUUCUAGACUAUAUAGAACUGUAUGUAUUUAUAUGCCUAAAUAGACACAAGAAGUGCCAAACGUAUAUAGCAUAAGCAUAAGUGUAUACACAUAUAUAUAAAUAUAUAUACGAUAUUUACUAUAUAUAUGAAUGUCUGCUUCUGCAUUCAUCGACUAACGUUAGUGUUUAUUUCCAGAAAUAAAGAAUUCCUAUUAAUUAUUUUAAAUCAA
Molecule: messenger RNA, 2119 nt
Organism: Drosophila busckii
Lineage: Eukaryota; Metazoa; Arthropoda; Insecta; Diptera; Drosophilidae
Exons: 3
Coding region: 871-1494 (207 amino acids)
Source: RefSeq, a predicted model, not a curated record